AUGAUUCCCAUAUGUCCUGUUGUAUCCUUCACCUAUGUGCCCAGCCGGCUUGGUGAAGAUGCCAAAAUGGCUACCGGCAAUUACUUUGGAUUCACACACGGCGCUGCCGCACAGUAUAGUCAGCAGCCAGCUGCCGGGGUAGCCUACACACAUCCCACCACGGUGGCCAGUUAUACAGUUCAUCAAGCACCUGUGGCAGCUCACACUGUGGCUGCAGCCUAUGCUCCAACAGCAGCCACUGUAGCCGUUGCCCGACCUGCGCCUGUUGCUGUGGCUGCCGCUGCUACUGCUGCAGCGUACGGGGGAUACCAGCCAACUCAUGCUGCGGCCGACUAUGGCUACACUCAGCGGCAGCCUGAAGUUCCACCACCGCCACCUCCAGUCACUUCUCAAACAUACCAGGAAUCCUACUCCUAUGUCCGGUCAACAGCUUCUGCUGUAGCAUAUGAGAGCAAGCAGUACUAUCAGCAGCCAACUGCUACUGCAGUGGUGGCGGCGGCUGCCGCUCAGCCACAACAAACAGUUGCAGAUUCCUACUAUCAAACAGCCCCCAAACCAGGGUAUAGUCAGGGGGUAUCGUCAUACAGCCAGACCCAGCAGACACGUCAGGUGACUGUGAUAAAGCCAGCAGCACCCAGUCCUGCGACAUCCUCUUUCUCCAUCUACCCUGUGACCUCCACUGUCCAACCUGUGGCUGCAGCUGCGUCGGUUGUCCCGUCAUAUUCCCAGAGUCCAACUUACAGCACAAAUGCUGUCACCUACUCUGGAACUUCAUAUUCUGGAUAUGAAGCAGCAGUGUAUUCAGCAGCUUCAAGUUAUUAUCAGCAACAGCAGCAGCACCAGAAACAGGCAGCAGCUGCUGCAGCUGCAAGUGCAGCAUGGACCGGGAGCACUUUCACCAAGAAGCCUCCCUUUCAGAAUAAGCAACUCCGACCCAAGCAGCCACCAAAACCCCCUCAAAUCCACUAUUGUGAUGUCUGUAAGAUCAGCUGUGCUGGCCCUCAGACUUACAAGGAGCACUUGGAAGGCCAGAAGCACAAGAAGAAGGAAGCAACACUGAAAGUUUCGCAGAACAGCAGCAGUGGCAGUGGUAGUGGUAGUGGGUUAUUGGCCCGAAGUUCUCAGAACCAACUCCGUUGCGAGCUUUGUGAUGUUUCCUGCACUGGUGCAGAUGCUUAUGCUGCUCAUAUUCGGGGAGCCAAACAUCAGAAGGUUUUGAAGCUUCAUACCAAACUUGGAAAGCCUAUUCCCUCGACUGAACCCAGCAUGGUGACUCAGACUUCGUCCUCGAGCACAUCUGCUCCAAGCAAGUCCAUCACUUCAACCUUGAACAGCUCCUCUACCGGUAGCUCUCUCGGUGUGGCUGCGUCUUCAUCCGGUACUACCUAUCUAAAACCUGGGAGCCUCGUCAGCAGUGGCGUGAUUGGUGUUAAGAACCAAUUAGCCGGCAAUUUGUCCGCCGCCAACUCUGCUGCAGCCGGAAAGAAAGUCAACACAGCCAAGAUCAAUUUUGUUGGUGGAAAUAAAUUGCAAACUACAGGAAAGCCUGAUGAGUGUAAAGGUGAUGCCUCCAAGACUUCGUCUUCCUUGGGUGCUGCAGAUACCAAAACUGAGGUAUCCGAAUCUCUGUCAGCCCUGGCUGCACUGCAGAGUGAUGUCCAGCCUGUUGGCCACGAUUAUGUUGAAGAGGUCCGAAAUGAUGAAGGCAAAGUCAUCCGCUUUCAUUGCAAGCUCUGUGAAUGUAGUUUUAAUGAUCCAAAUGCAAAGGAAAUGCAUCUCAAGGGACGUAGACAUCGCCUGCAAUACAAGAAAAAGGUUAACCCAGAUCUGCAGGUGGAGGUAAAGCCUAGCAUCAGAGCAAGAAAGAUUCAAGAAGAAAAGAUGAGGAAGCAGAUGCAGAAAGAGGAAUACUGGAGAAGACGAGAGGAAGAGGAACGUUGGAGAAUGGAAAUGAGGCGAUAUGAAGAAGACAUGUACUGGAGACGUAUGGAGGAAGAACAGCACCACUGGGACGAGCGCCGUCGUGGACCAGAUGGAGGCUACCCACAGGGUCCCCCUGGCCCUCCAGGUCUACUUGGAGUCAGGCCUGGUAUCCCAGGUUUACAGCCACACGGUCCUAUGCCCCCACGCCGGCCUGACUCUUCAGAUGACCGCUAUGUCAUGACCAAGCAUGCUUCCAUCUACCCUUCGGAGGAGGAGCUGCAAUCUAUUCAAAAAAUUGUGUCAAUAACCGAGCGGGCCCUCAAACUGGUCUCUGACAUCAUAACAGACGAGGACAAUAUCAAGGACGAAGAUGACAAAGAAAAGAAAGAAGCCUCAAAAGAUCGGAGUGACAUUGACAGAGCCCUGAGGGGUGUCAUGAGGGUGGGAGUCCUGGCCAAAGGAUUGCUCCUUCGUGGGGACAAGAAUGUCAACUUAGUCCUCCACUGCUCUGAGAAACCCACCAAGACUCUUCUUACACGAAUUGUGGAGCUCCUCCCCAAACAACUCGCAAUUGUAGCCCCAGAAAAAUAUGAUGUUAAAGGAUCUCUUCAAGAAGCAGCCAUCAUUCUUACCUCCUCUACAGAGCCAAAGAUGCAAGUGACCAUCACUUUGACUUCACCUGUCAUCAGAGAGGAGACCGGCCAGGACGGAGAUGUAACUUCGGGUUUGGUGAAAGACCCAGCGGACGUCUUGGACAGGCAAAAAUGCCUUGACGCUCUGGCUGCUCUGCGCCACGCUAAGUGGUUCCAGGCUAGAGCAAAUGGACUGCAGUCAUGCGUGAUCAUCAUUCGGAUACUCCGAGACCUCUGUCAACGUGCUCCUACAUGGUCGGCGUUCCCAGGAUGGGCCUUGGAGCUGCUCGUGGAAAAGGCCAUCAGUAGUGCCUCGGCGCCACUUAGCCCUGGCGAUGCUCUCAGGCGUGUCUUUGAAUGUAUUUCUUCGGGCAUACUACUCUCUUGUGGGCCCGGACUGAUGGAUCCCUGUGAAAAGAGUGUCGUAGAUACCCUGGCUGCUAUGGGAGAGCAGGAGAGAGAGGACGUAACCUUAAGUGCCCAAUUUGCGCUGAGACUGUUGGCAUUCCGUCACAUUCAUAAGGUUUUGGGGAUGGAUCCUCUGCCGCAGACGAACCCUCGAUUCGGCGUCAAUAGCAGUCGCAAGCGUCGCCACGAGAACAGCGACGGGGCAGACAGCUUUGAGGGUGAAGGCAAAAAGGAUAAGAAGGAUUAUGAUAUUUUGUAA
Molecule: messenger RNA, 3222 nt
Organism: Nerophis lumbriciformis (worm pipefish)
Lineage: Eukaryota; Metazoa; Chordata; Actinopteri; Syngnathiformes; Syngnathidae
Source: RefSeq, a predicted model, not a curated record